This is a messenger RNA of Paramisgurnus dabryanus, 2882 nucleotides long. NCBI's taxonomy places the organism in Eukaryota, Metazoa, Chordata, Actinopteri, Cypriniformes, Cobitidae. The record is from RefSeq and is a predicted model, not a curated record.
GCACAUGUGUUGUCUUGUUUUCGCCUAAAUUCUACAUUUCUUUCUUCCACAUAGCUCGUUUUUGCGAAUGAUGUGGAAAUAUAUACCGAAGUCGUGUAUUCACGUAUCAGCGGUGUCUCUAAAGAAGACUGCUGCCAAUAAACGCUGGCUGGUGCGACAGCUCAGUGACCCUUACGUUAAAGCUGCUCACUUUCAGAAUUACCGCUGCAGAAGUGCCUUUAAAUUAAUCGAGAUGGAUGAUAAAUACACUAUAUUGAAACCAGGCUUCACUGUUGUAGAUUGUGGUGCUGCACCUGGAGCAUGGAGUCAAGUUGCAGUUCAGAGAGUAAAUUCAUCAGGAGAAAGUACAGAACUUCCCAAAGGACUUGUAAUAGGAAUAGACUUAUUACGCAUAGCCCCUUUAGAUGGAGCCCACUUCCUGUCCUGUCAUGACAUCACAGACCCUUCAACUCACACAGAGCUGGAAAGGCUUCUUCCUGAAGCUCGCGCAGAUGUCAUCCUCAGUGACAUGGCCCCUAAUGCCAGUGGGCUCAGAGAAUUGGAUCAUGAAAAGCUGGUCACUAUGUGUCUUUCAAUGCUGGACUUGGCAGAGAAGGUUUUGCACCCUGGAGGUUCAUUGGUUUGUAAGUACUGGGAUGGAGCAUUGGCCCAUAAGCUUCGACAGAGGCUUUCUCUUAUGUUUCAGGAUGUAAGAACUGUAAAACCAAAAGCAAGUAGGAAAGAGUCGGCAGAGCUUUUCUUUCUGGCGAGGAUGUUGAAAAAGAGAUAAAUUCUUUUUUUAAAUAUCAUAAAAUAAAAUUGCUGGACUGGUUUUGUUCAUUUGAAAAAUCUGCAUUUACUCAUAUGCAUAAGAAAAUGUAAAUAUAAUAUGUAUGUUGAAAACUAUGUAAAAAGUCUAAUAUAUUACGUUUGAGGUACUUGGGUGCUAUGUAAGGUUUUUUUACAAAUACAAUCAACUAUUAAAAUAAAGAAAAUAAACAGAAGCAUGCAUCUAAAUUACCUUAAAAUAGUAAUUUUAUAUUUAGAGUGCAUUUUGAAAACCCCACUUUCUUCCAAAUGCACAGAGAAAACAAUCAUUAAAGAAACAUCAUAUGUUUGAUGGAUUAGUUUCAUUUUAGCAGAGAUGUUCAGUAUGGCUAUGAAGUCAGUAUGAUAGGGAAGAUAUUCAUUUUGCCAGAGGAUGGCGCUGUUGAGUUGCCAGUCUGAAAACAGCAGCAGGAUUGGAAUAAUCAUUUUCCAGUCUCACAUUCCAAGGCAGUGUGAAGUGAUGGUGUGGACCUGCUGUUAUCAGGAACACCAUUUCCCAGAUUGUUUAAAAGUUUAGUGUUUGGGAGUUAAAAGUCCUGGAUUCCAUGUUUACACACUCUGCUUAUUUAACACCACAAUAAUUUUGUUUUCAUAACCAGAAAGCUUUAAUUGUUUUGCGUGAUGCAAGACUGAAAAUCUGUUUUCCCAGCCAUGUAAAAAGAUGCAAUCAUUCUCUCAUUAUAAGCUGAGGAGCUGGAGAGAGGAUGGAUAAGUGUCUUAUAAGCAUGACUAAUGAGAGGCCUUUGUCCCUAAAGCAGUACAGAUAUUAGCCUCGCACAUUAUUAUUAUCUCAGACACUUGGUUUCUACAGUCCAGAUAUAAAUGACAUCCAGCCAGCGCUACAUGAGUUUCAAGAUUUUUUGUUAAUAUGUGCAAUAUAAAUGUUUUAUUAUGAAAUGUGCGUUAAUGAUUUAUGUCCAAAUCAGAAAUCUGUAAUAUAUAUUGAGGUCUGAUUAGAUAUUUAUAUAUACAGUACUGUGCAAAAGUCUUCGGCCACCACCACCAGCUUUGUUGUUUAAGCAAAGUUUAAAUAUCCAUCCAUAUUUAUUUUGUCACUCUUUUUUUAUGAUACAAACAGAAAAUACAGGAAAUAUGUACACAAAAUUAAAAACAAAACAAUUUUCAGAACUAAAUGUCUUCUUCAGGAAUUAGUCGGUAUUUAGUGUUGACCUCUCUUGGCACGAAACACAUCUUGAGCUUUUUUGAGAAGUCAUUCGAUUAGAAUUAGAAAUUAUUUGAUUUAAUUUAGGUUUAAGAGCUCCUACAACUGCCUGCUAUUGCUCAAGUGGAAGAGGGGUUUACCCUAAAGACUUGAAACUUCAGCUUAUACUUUUAUACAGUUUUUAAUACUAAAUACACAUUUCCUGUAUUUUCUGGUUGUGUUCUAAUAAAAAGACGGAGAAAUAAUUAUAUAUGAUCACUAUACAAUUGCAAAAAUAACAAGCAUGUUGGCCUAAGACUUUUGCACAGUACUGUACAUUUAUGCAUAUGCAGAUGCUUUAUCCAAAGCGACUUACGGUGGAUUACAAAAAAUUAUCAAUGGGUGUUCACUAAUAACUAUAGGAAUUUCAUCAUUAUACAUUUUUUUUAAUACUAUUGGCAAGAACAUGCGAAACAUUUUAAGCAAUUUAAUUUAUAUGCUGUAGGGUUGUUUUAAACAGUAGGAAUAAUGCCAGCUUCAGUAUCGAAUUUCUGUUAUCUGAGCUCAGGAAACUUCAUUUGAGAGACUCAAACAUACCUAAAUUAAUUCUGCCCACAGCUGUAAUGAUUUCAUAUUUGACUGAGCCACAUAAGGUACGGUACAAUUAAUAUGGAAAUUAUUGAAACCUUUUAAUCCGAGUGCCUGUAACAUGUUUCAUUUGUGCCGGCUUGAGUCCAUUUGAAUACUGUGGUUUUUGAUCAUUACUCUGACAUACUUUAUAUAAAAAAUUUUACUCGAGGGACAAUCCACUCCUGCAUCACUGAUAUGUCAAAAAUGUCUUGAGACUACAUCAUAGGAGAUUAAGGAAUUCAUUUAUGCUUGUUAAGAGUUGCAAGAGUGGAAAGUACCUUCAAGGAUUCAAGCAUAUGAGUGA